CAUUCCUUGGGCGGGCAGGUCCCACUGCUCCUCCCCGGCCCUCCCAGCACUGCCCAGGCCUCCCGGCCCUGCAGACACACAUUCCACCAUGGACCUCGACCUGGCAGCAGCCCUGGGAUCCACUUCCAAGAAGCCCGGUGGGGCAGGCCAGGUGGGAGACCUCAGGCACAGUCCCCCCAAAGUUCCGGGCCAGGCAGGGGCAGCUCAUAACCCUAGGCACGGCCAUGGCAGCUCCUCAGACUCCAGCAGCAGCUCCAGCGACUCGGACUCGGACAGGAAGGGGAAGCCCCACGCCGCCGGCGCCGAGCAGCACGGAAGCUCCCCGGGCAAGGCCAAGAAGCCCAAGGUGAAGAAGAACAAGAAGGGCAAGGAGGAGGAGAAGGGCAAGAAGGCUUCCCACUGAGGGGCCCGGGCGGGCUCAUUAAACCUUUCUCCAGCCUUCCGGUCUCUCUCAGCGCUGUGCCGGCCCCUGUCCCUCCCGUCGCGUCCGUCCCCGGCUCCCUGCCCAGCCGAGCUCGUGGCCAAGGAGAGGCGGCCCACGCCGUGCCCAUCGGGCUUUAUUGUUUCGGUAACAGCGGCCGCGCGGGCGGCCUGUGCAGCUGGAGAUCUCAGCACCGCGGCGGGGAGGGGACCUGGGGACGGGGCGGCGCCUGCGCCCGGGCGGGGCGGACCCGGGCGGCGGGCGGAGAUGAGUCCGGCGGCAGCUUGGCGACCGGGAGCCGCAGCGGG
Molecule: messenger RNA, 729 nt
Organism: Lemur catta (Ring-tailed lemur)
Lineage: Eukaryota; Metazoa; Chordata; Mammalia; Primates; Lemuridae
Product: pupal cuticle protein 36-like
Exons: 4
Source: RefSeq, a predicted model, not a curated record